GUGAAUGAAGCGAGGAGGAGGAGGAGGAGGAGGAGAAGGCGGCGCUGGGACUGGGAUGUGCCCGGCAGCAGCCGCCGCCGCCGCUCCACUAUGCGCCUAUGCUCUGGGCCCAAGUCGGCUGGAGACUCCACCGGGCGCUUCAGCAAGGAGUCAGUGAGUGAGUCAGUGAGUGAGUGAGUGAAGAAGGCCAGCGCUGGGCACCAGGACAAGAGUGUUUGGAUCAACAAUUGCAACAUAGAAAAGUAACCCAAGCAGUGAAUUUCUUCCUGAUUCUUCUAAGAUAGCAACCACCAGUUUUAAUCUUCACCUUUGAAAAGCGGUACAUAAAUAAGGUUAGAAGAGCAGAUGUUGCAGAUAUAUUUGAAAACCAGGUAGAAAAUUUCAGGCUGACAUGAGAGCACCGCUGAGGGUCUGUGAGCAAUCCAGUAACACCCGCAAAUUCUUCAAGGUGAAGGAUAAUCUGGGACUUCCGACAGAAGACAGUGAAUGUUAGCAGCUUGCGGAGGAUUGUGCUUACAGGGAAAUGAUUCCUCAUGAAGUUUUUGGAUCCCCCUCAGAAAUCAAAUGUGACUUUCUGCUUAGCAGACUGAAAUCAGAACCAGCCAGGCAGUGAAGCCACGGAAGUGGAGGGCAGGGGACAGUGAAAAAUGAAAUCCAACCAGGAGAGAAGCAAUGAAUGUCUGCCGCCUAAGAAGCGAGAAAUCCCCACCACGAGCCUGCCUUCUGAAGUGAAGCCAUUAGCCCUGGCCACUGAAAACCACCGUGCAGAUAAUUUAACAUGGCUCUCAAGCACAACCAGCAGCCAGAGCGGUGUGAGUGGACGGAACAGGCCUGGAGGGAUUUCUGUGGAGGCUGGUUCACAGCAGGGAAUAGGUUUACACAAAUCACUGUCUACGGGAAUAGAUUAUUCCCCACCUAGUGCUCCUAGAUCUGUUCCAGCCACCACAACACUUCCCACAGUGUACCCACCUGUGCUCACACAGGCAGGGACGCCUGUAUCCCCAGUGCAGUACACACACUUGCAACACACUUUCCAGUUUGUUGGGCCCCCAUACAGUGGACCAUAUGCCGGAUUCAUCCCUUCCCCACUGAUUUCCCCUACAGCCAAUUCUGCAACUGGCGCAGCAGCCUCUGCCAGUGCUGUUGCAACCACUCCAUCCCAGCGUUCCCAGCUGGAGGCUUAUUCCACUUUGUUGGCCAGCAUGAGCCAGCAAGGGCACAAAGUUGAGCAGCUAGUAAGGACACCUGGAUUGAUCACAGCAGGAUCUCCUCCACCUGCCCAGCAAAACCAAUAUGUCCACAUUUCCAGCUCUCCUCAAAGUGCCGUCAGAAAUGUUUCUCCUCCAGCCAUCCCAGUCCAUUUGCAUCCCCACCAGACAGUGAUUCCUCACACAUUCACCCUCGGUCCCUCCUCCCAGGUGGUGGUGCAAUAUGCAGAUUCUGGAGGCCAUUUUGUUACUAGGGAGUCCACCAAGAAGUCUGAAAGCAGCAGGCUGCAGGCUAUGCAAGCAAAAGAAAUGCUGAAUGGGGAAAUAGAGAAGAACCGGCGAUAUGGCAUCUUGCCGUCCUCAGACGUGAGUCUAGUCAAAUCAGGCAAUAAACCAUCUCCUCAUCAUUAUGAGGCCAGACAUGUGGUGGUCCACUCGGGUCCUGCUGAUUAUGUUGCACGGGAUUCCUCCAGUGUCCGGUCCUCUGUUAUGGUCAUCCCCAACAACAGCACCCCUACUACAGAUAUGGAGGUCCAGCAGGCCACCAACAGAGAAACACCUCCUUCCGCUCUCAACGAAAAGGGAAGUUUGCAUUUAGGAAAACCAGCCCACCGAUCCUAUGCUUUAUCUCCACAACAGACUAUGGGCCAUGAAGGGGUGAAAGCGGUUGCCACUCUCUCCCCGCACACCGUCAUCCAGACUACCCACAGCGCCUCGGAGCAGCUACCUGUCGGCUUGCCUACUGCAGCAUUCUACACUGGGACUCAGCCACCAGUAAUUGGCUAUCUGAGCAGUCAACAGCAAGCGUUUGGCUACCCUGGAAAUCUGCCACAGCAUCUGGUGAUCCCCGGUACCCAGCCCCUUUUAAUACCAGUCGGCAAUGCGGACAUCGACUCAUCAGGGGUACCGCCUGCUAUAGCCACUUCGUCUCCCCAGUUGGCAGCAGUGCCUCAUACAUUUGUCACAACCGCCAUUCCGAAAAACGAGAAUUUCAGUGCUGAGCCUCUAGCAAGUCAGCCAGCAUACCAGGCAGCUGUGGUGCAGGCUCAGAUCCACCUGCCCCUGGUCCAGUCCAUACCUUCUUCAGCAGCCGCCCCUCCUACACUGCCUCCUUACUUCAUGAAAGGGUCAAUUAUUCAGUUGGCCAAUGGAGAGCUGAAGAAGGUAGAAGAUUUAAAAACAGAAGACUUUAUACAAAGUGCAGAAAUUAGUGGUGACCUGAAAAUAGAUUCCAGCACUGUAGAAAGGAUCGAUGACAGCCACAAUCCAGGCAUUGCCAUGAUACAAUUUGCAGUUGGAGAGCACCGAGCACAGGUCAGUGUUGAAGUCUUGGUAGAAUAUCCCUUUUUUGUAUUUGGACAAGGUUGGUCAUCCUGCUGCCCAGAGAGAACAAGCCAGCUCUUUGAUUUGUCAUGUUCCAAACUCUCAGUUGGGGAUGUCUGCGUAUCACUUACGCUCAAGAAUCUGAAGAACGGCUCAGUUAAAAAGGGCCAGCCCAUGGAUUCAGCUAGCCUCUUGCUGAAGCACUCUAAGAAUGAUAGUCUAACUGGUGGUAGACAUAGGUAUGGAGAGCAGGAAAAUGGGAUUGAUCAGGGAAGCGCAAAGAUGUCAUCUGAGAAUGGUGAACUGAAGUUUCCAGACAAAAUAGGAUUGCCUGCAGCAUCUCUGAUCACCAAAACAGAACCCAGCAAGCCCAUGGCAACUAGGAAGAGGAGGUGGUCAGCCCCUGAGACACGGAAACUAGAGAAGUCUGAAGAGGAGCCACCGUUGACUCUUCCCAAACCUUCUUUUAUCCCUCAGGAGGUUAAGAUUUGCAUUGAAGGGCGAUCUAACGUAGGCAAGUGAAGUCUGUUUAGGGAAUGGAAAUUUAGGCUAUCCCUUUGUCAUUUUUAUCCAGAUUACUGUACUGUAGGCUAAAAAUAACCCAGUAUUUACAUGUUAUCAUCUUAUUUUAGGUUUAUGUUAAUAACCUUAUUGUUAUAGUUGCAGCUGAAUAUUAUGCAGGAGAUUGGUGCAUACUCCCCCCCCCAAGUGUUUGUUGGUGAUUAUUUUUAUCGAGAGUUAUAGAAAAGGGGCAGUAUCUGCUUAAAAGCCACCCUUUGUGGAAGCAAAUGUUGUUGACAUGGCACCAGUUUUCCAGCACAUCAAGCAGGACACGCCUAGGCAAUGAGGAGUGAACUGUAGCAGAGACAUACACUAUUGUUGGAUUCUGGUUGGGGGGCAUGGGUUUGGUGGUUCUCUCAGCAAGAAGCUGCUGGGAGUCCAACCCAGAAACAGUAACAGUGAAUCAAGAAGACUCUGGGGCUUUGCACAAUAGUACCACCUUUUUAUUUUCCAAAAUUUGCCACAAAUUAUUCCACUUCCCCACCCCCUUCCUCACAGUGGGGACUGAUGCACUAUUUUUGUUGUUAUUAUUAUUAUUACUCAGACUGCCACACAGAGAUUUCCUUUCAGCUUGUUAGAGUAGUGACGUAGCAAAGGUGUAGCAUCUGACUCUUGCUUUGUUGACACUGGGAAUGUUAUUAAAGUAGGAAAUGGUUGGUAUAGUCCUCCAGGGGUAACUUCAGAUUGUGGGGACCUUUUCCGUCCUUACUAGCAUUCAACAUUAGAGAUUCACUGAGUUUUGCCAGUGACAUUUGCUUCCACGAGGUAGAAACACACUGCCCCUUUGGGAGAGCAAACAAAAGUUGUUUGCGUUUAGAUUGCAAAUCUUUGUCUUUAACUCUAGUACUGUUUUUAGUUCCUGGUCUUGGACAAUUAGUGCCACUUUCCUUUUUUUCCCUCCAAAUUUCAGUGUGACACAAAGAAGUGGAUGUCGAAGAUGAACAUAGAAUGUCUUUAAGCACUUAAAAUGCUGUUCACACUUUUGUUGCCGAGCAUCCUGGCCUAACACUCAGCAAGUACUGUAUCUCACUUUAAUCUCUUUGAUGAGAGAGGAAAGAAAAAAGAAAACCGAUCUCUUCAACACUGUUAACUACAUGCAAACUAUGUAGAGUUUUUCACAAGCAAGAUGUUGAAAGUUUUUCAUAUGGUUUCAAAGGGAUGAAUGUGAAUUAUGAACUAGUAUGUGACAGUCAUUGUCCACAAGGACUACUUUAUAGGAGGCACUUUUUAAACUUUAAAGCUUGAGAAAGAGUUAAAGACAUACGCGAGCUGACAGAUAACUAAAGAAUAAGAGAGGAUAAAGGAAAGAGAAGAAAAAAAUUCAUUAUUUGUCCAGUGUUUUUUGAAAAAGAUGGACUUUAAAGAAUCUUGCAAUUUGCACAUCUUGAGUUUAUCAUUUGUGUGGUAUUCCUGCAGUUUUUAUCUAAUAAUUUUGGGGGAAGGGAAGGGGACUGAAAAAGCUUAAACAAAUGUAGCAAUUUCUUACUAACCCUGCCUAAACUUUAGGCCAUUUUUUAUAGGGUUAGGUUUCCUUUCAAUCUUUUUUUAAAAUUUUCUUUCUACCAUAUCUGUCACCCUGAAUCAAGACAGAUUCUGAGAAUUUCUCUUCAAGAUUCACUGAGUUUUCCAUAAGAGACAUUUUGACACAGAAGCAAGUUCUGGGAUUUUUAAAAAAUCCAUUGUUAUUUUAUUAUUGUGAAUAUUACUCUUUGUUCCUUUGAAUAAUUUCUUAUCCAUCAGUAGUACAAUCUAUAUGUCAGACUGGUACAAAACAGGACAAUGGGUAGAAUAUUUACCCAGUUGAGCUUUUGAUAUUGUUGCAUUGCUGAUAUAGUUCCAUUCCCAGAAAUCUGAAACAAAUUUAAAAAUGGAUCCAGAGAUCCUAACUCCUGCUGAUUCUGUGGCUUCCAUCUUGCAACCUUUCCCAAUGAGUAGCUAUUUGAAAUUCCUUAAGAUUACUCAUAGCCGAAUGCUUUAAUGAUACCAGCCUGUGAAAAAUUCACAAUAAAUAUUCAGCCUGGUUAAAACCCACUUAAAAGAAAUUACUCCAAUAAUUUCUGGGACUUUUAGAUUGGGAGCUCCUGAUGAAAUAAUAUGGGCAUUUUCACACUUGAGGCUUAAAUUGCAUUCUUGAAUUGAUGUGUAACAGGAAUUUAACAUCUUUGUUGAUGUAUUCUGUCCCACAUUAACAAAGUUCACACAUGGUACAAAUACUGAGAGAUGCUUGGGCAUGCUUUUUAGUGUCUCGUGUGAAAAUGGUGUAAGGCAUGUACAACAGCAAUGCUUGAUACCCCUUAUUGGGGUGGGUGGGCAAAAAUUCUCUCCCCCCCCCACUUUUGCAGUAUCUUGAGUACGAUCCAAAGGCGGGGCAAGUAAGACAGAGAGCAAGAGGUAUAGCCCUCGUAGGUAGUGGCUGCCUGACUUGCUUUCUUGUCCAUGACCAUUCUGCUUGCCAUAGCGUAGCCACUUUCUACAAAGUGGCUUUGUCCAGGGAAUGGACAUGUUGACGCACUCCUGCUUCUCGAGUCAAGGACAAGCUGCUAUUGUGAAAGAAAGUCCCAUUUCAACCAAUGUUCAGCCAGGAGAUUUCACAGGAGUUCAUAGUUCUUGAUCAGUAGUUUGACUCUGAAUGUGCUUCUGCAGGUCACUUUGUGACUCUGCAAAUAUGAUGCCCUUUCAGAUUAAGAAAUGCAAAAUUUAAAAUCCAAAUAGGACUCUAAACGAACAGAUUCCUCCAAAAGUUGAUUUUUCUCUCCACUUGCCUAACUACAGUAUUUUUUAAGAAAAAGAAAAUGAACUCUCACCUGCCCCUAAACCUUUUAUUGUCUCUUUGUUUGUUACUUGAACUUAGCUCACACCAGAACUAAUCAUUUUUGUACCAUUUUCUGGGGUGCACCAAAAAUGUUUUUUAAGUUUUAAAAAUAGCUUGAAAUCUGUCUUGAAUUUUUAUUAUAACCUCUCAGUAAAUUACCAAAUAGCUGGGCAGGUUCCUCCACACAAUCACAUUGCUUAUUUAGUGCUGUAAGGUUUUGUUUUGUUUUCCCCUCAACAUUUCUGCUCAGAGAACUUGCUUAAUCUUCCAUAAACUCUGCUCAGGGCACUUUCAAUGUAUUGUUUAUUGGAGUUUUAUUUUGGCUUUUUUCAUUUUAACCUUUCAUGGCAAGAGGAAUAGAAAGACAUGGGACAGAAAUACCUGUUUUGUUCCCAUUAAUACCACUAUACUUACUAUACAUGCGCAUACUCAGAGAGCAUCACACAGGGAUUAUUAAACUGACCACAUCUAUAAAACUAACACUAACAAGUUAAUAAUAAUAAUUAAUAUUAAUAAUAAUAAAGGUUGGAGCAAUAGGAAUGUAUUUGUUCUCUGCUUGCAUUGCAGACUUAGAAUCCUGAAAUCGUGGCUUCUUUCCAAGCAUUAUUCCCUUGUGUUGUGCUGUUGCUUUUUUUUUUUUUUAGCAUGUGCAAUAUUUUAUGUGCCAAUUUAGAGUUGCCCAUGUGGUGAUAGCUAGACUUUUGCUCCCCCCCCCCCUCCACAUACCUUUUUCAUUACAUCUAGGGCCUUGUAUCUCUCACUUGGUCAAUGGAAGGGAAAAGACCCCUCUGGAUGCUAACAUGGCAAAGGUAUGAUAGAGGUCCUUUGGUACCCAACAACAACCAAAUCCAGAGUGCAGAAGAAAUAUUAUUUAUGUUCCUCUCUCAGAGGAUUUUAAGAAUGGACCAGAUGUCUAGGGGGAAGGGGAUUCCGUGACUAUGAGUAGCCUAAAAAUCAGUUGUGUGCACUAUUGUACGAGUACAGGCUGGCCUCUCCAGCAUUAGAAGCAUCAAAUUGGGUUUUAUCUCAGUGUAAAAGAGCAAGAGUCC
This is a messenger RNA of Eublepharis macularius, 6953 nucleotides long. It is a transcript of the gene ATXN1, whose product is annotated as ataxin 1. The coding region runs from base 648 to 3053 and encodes 801 amino acids. Gene Ontology annotation, cellular component: nucleus. The transcript is spliced from 6 exons. Gene Ontology annotation, biological process: negative regulation of transcription by RNA polymerase II; nervous system development. Gene Ontology annotation, molecular function: RNA binding; protein binding. The record is from RefSeq and is a predicted model, not a curated record. Lineage: Eukaryota; Metazoa; Chordata; Lepidosauria; Squamata; Eublepharidae.